AUGCGCAGGGGAAUUGGUGCGUCGCGGAUUUUGAAUUCCCAAAAGGAACAAUGGGAUUCAUUUUCGCAAACAUUAAGUGAAGAGACAACAGAAGCGUUUAAACGCGUUGCUGAUGACUUUAAAGCAGAUAUGUGUCACUUCGUCGAAAAGUACAAAAAUGUGAUUAAUGCAGACCCGUAUUUCCGUUUGGAGUUUCUGGAAAUGUGUGACCUGGUAGAUUUUGACCCACUCAUCCAUUCUUAUUCUUCAUUGUCUAGGAUACUCGGUCUUUCGAGCUUCUAUUCUAUGGUUACAAUGCGUAUGUUGGAGAUAUGUAUACAAACCAGGGGUCUCAAUGGAGGAUUAUGCGAGAUCAGACAAGUACUUGACGCCUUUCCAAAGAAAGCGCAAAUCAGAGCGGACGAUAUUCUCAUUUCUAUACGUGAAUGCGCAGCGUUCGGGAAAAACAGCAUACGAACUGUGCGCAUCAACGAUAAAACCAUAAUAGUGACAACACCCAUAGUUCUGGGUGACGACUAUAGUGAGUGUUUGCAUUUGGCAGCUGGCCUAAAGAGGGGAGUAGCUGUUUCAGAUUUAAUAGAUGGUUUAGGUUGGAAUCAUCAAAAGGCUCAAAGUCUACUCAACUGCUUCACAAGGCAUCAAAUUGCAUGGAUUGACGAGAUAAAUAACGCCACGUAUUAUUGGUUUCCAUGCUUAUUCUGA
Messenger RNA from Babesia bigemina, 702 nucleotides. RefSeq lists its product as hypothetical. Lineage: Eukaryota; Apicomplexa; Aconoidasida; Piroplasmida; Babesiidae. Gene Ontology annotation, cellular component: ESCRT II complex. The coding region runs from base 1 to 702 and encodes 233 amino acids. Gene Ontology annotation, biological process: protein transport to vacuole involved in ubiquitin-dependent protein catabolic process via the multivesicular body sorting pathway. The record is from RefSeq and is a predicted model, not a curated record. The transcript has a single exon.